AUUCAUUAUUUUCAAUCGCUGAGUUGCAAAUUGGGUUCUAUUAUCUAGUCUCAUUACAAAUUUGUUGGGCUGUUGACUGAUUUCUGUUCCGAGCCAACAUGUUACGCAUAGCAGCUUCCAGGCUUCGAGUUUGGGGUUCCACUUAUUUUUCUCGUUCGUUUUGUAGUGAGUCUUCCUCAGCUAGCUCUACGGGCAGUGAACAGGGCAGCACUUUAGGUUCAAGUGUAGCCAGUCGUUAUGCGUCUACUUUAUUAUCUCUUGCACGAAAAGAGGGCGCUUUGGAUAAAAUCACCAAGGAUGUCAAGCAAUUUCGUACUUUGGAGUCCGAUCACCCCGAUUUCAAGCGCUUUUUACAAGAUCCUACCAUCCCGCAAGGGGAGAAACAGCAAUUUAUACAAGAGUUGUUAAAACGUGAACAGUUUUCAGAUCUCUUUUAUCGUUUCGUUGGUGUGAUUGAAGAAAAUCGGAGGACGGAAGAUCUUUCGUCCGUCAUAGAGACGCUGGACAAUAUGCUUCGAGGGGAUAAAGGUCAGCGUGUUGCCUAUUUGGUGACCGCUAGUCCUCUAACUGAGUGGCAAAUCGCGUUUUUAAGGAAACGACUCAUUCGUAGAUUCUUUCCCGAUGACCCGGAAACGGAACUGGAAAUUCACGUGAAAAAGGAUCCAUCGUUGAUUUCAGGUUUCACUGUACAAGUUGGUGAACGUUUUAUAGAUCUAUCAUAUAGGAAAGAAAUGAGGGAUGUCAAAGAGGCACUUCGUCAGUCAUAGUCAGUUUUGUGAGAUGUGCAUGUUGGUUAUAAAAGUGUAUCCAGUGCAGAGAAUAGUCCCUUGUUUUUGGAAAGAUGGACACUCAUUUUGUGAA
Molecule: messenger RNA, 861 nt
Organism: Galdieria sulphuraria
Lineage: Eukaryota; Rhodophyta; Bangiophyceae; Galdieriales; Galdieriaceae
Product: F-type H+-transporting ATPase subunit delta
Exons: 3
Coding region: 99-767 (222 amino acids)
Biological process (GO): proton motive force-driven mitochondrial ATP synthesis
Molecular function (GO): proton-transporting ATP synthase activity, rotational mechanism
Source: RefSeq, a predicted model, not a curated record